AUGUCAGAAAAUGCAGUUCGAAGAAAACUGGUGAUUAUCGGUGAUGGUGCGUGCGGCAAAACAUCUCUGCUAUACGUAUUUACCUUGGGUAAGUUUCCUGAGGAAUACCAUCCUACUGUAUUUGAAAACUAUGUGACAGAUUGUAGGGUCGACGGGAUCAAAGUCUCACUUACACUUUGGGAUACUGCCGGUCAGGAAGAAUACGAGAGAUUGAGACCAUUUUCAUACUCCAAAGCUGAUAUAAUACUGAUAGGAUUCGCUGUUGAUGAUCCUGAGUCUCUGAUAAAUGCCCGAACCAAAUGGGCGGAAGAAGCACUACGAUAUUGUCCCGAUGCACCUAUAAUACUGGUGGGAUUGAAGAAAGAUUUAAGAAGAUCUCAUGAGGAAAAUGCGCAAGGUGAGAAAUUCGUUAGUUUGGCAGAUGCACAGCAAAUCGCCAAGCAAAUAGGUGCCAAAAAAUACUUGGAAUGCAGUGCUCUCUCUGGAGAAGGAGUGGAUGAUGUUUUUGAGCUUGCGACUAGGACCAGUUUGCUGGUCAACAAGGAACCUGGUCAACAAUGUUGCCUGAUUGCUUAG
Molecule: messenger RNA, 576 nt
Organism: Torulaspora delbrueckii
Lineage: Eukaryota; Fungi; Ascomycota; Saccharomycetes; Saccharomycetales; Saccharomycetaceae
Gene: RHO2
Product: Rho family GTPase RHO2
Exons: 1
Coding region: 1-576 (191 amino acids)
Biological process (GO): small GTPase-mediated signal transduction
Molecular function (GO): GTP binding; GTPase activity
Source: RefSeq, a predicted model, not a curated record